UGAGUCUGAAUGAAGUCUCUAAGGUGGACCCUGGUCUCUCUGUAAAUCAGGUGCCCAUGUGGUUAAAUCAACCCUCUCCUUACACCCCACUGUGGACAAACUGCAUUGCUUUGUGGAGGAGUUUUUCAAUUAAAACAACACACACACACAGAAAUGAAAAGGGGAGUCUGCAGAUCCUUUAACAACAACAACAACAAAAAAGUAGAUGCACGGUUAUAGAGAGGGAGAGCUCUUAUUGAUAAAACAGAAGCAACCUGUUCCAGGAGCAAAAAUCCAUCUCUGAGGCUGGUAAACUGUGCCGAGUUACGUCAUGAACAAACCUCUGCCGCAGAAUGAGGAAAAAAGCGAGAGAGCAGCCCCAGACACCAGAACAGUGUGUAGCACUCUCACUGUGAGUCAGAAAGGGAAGGGAAAAAAAGUAUAUUUGAGUGGGUAUGGCUGUGUGUUAAAGAUACAUCUAAAAAAAGAGAACAGCCGGCGAGAGUUCAAGGGCAAAUGUGUACCUUCAUGUCUAGAUAAAAAAAGGGGAAUAUGAAAUUAUUUCUUGGGCAUUUUAAGUCCUAUGUGAGUGCGCGUCAGUGAGAGUGUUUGUAUGUGUGUGUGUGUAAGAGAGUGUGUGACACAGAGAAGCGAGGAAAAUCUUUUUUGUCACUUUCCGGUGGAACUGGCGAUUGCAACAGACCAAGGGAGCAAUAUUUUGACUGGGAUCUUGCAGUGAAGUUUCCAAAGAGGAGAGAAGGUUGACAGAAACUUUGUUUGCUUUGGAAAUCAAUUGGGCAUCUUUUUUUUGUGGGAGGGGGGGGAACAGAAAUUCCGUUUCCUCCUCUCUCUCUCUCUCUCUCUCUCUUCCCUCUUGGUUUCAAACCUCGGGCUGCAGCACCGACUCCUUUUCCCAUCUACAACCUUCGUCUCAACAGAAGUGAGAGAAGGAAAGAGAAAAGGAGAGUGGAGGAGAGAGAGAGAGAGGGAGAGAAAGCAAUGACGAGAGACACCUGACUCCAGCUGCAGCCUGAUUUGAAGAGCGAACACGUGCUUUUGAAGAAGAGAAAAAAAAUCUGUCACCCAGGCAAAAAUCCUUCCCAUAUGAUCAGUUCAGUUUGCGUGUCGUCUUUUCGUGGGAGAAAGUCAGGGAAUAAACCUCCUUCCAAGUCAUGUUUGAAAGCAGAGAUGGGCACGAACGAGGAAAGCGACAAGAUUGUCAUCAAUGUUGGAGGUAUCAGGCAUGAAACUUACAGAAGCACCCUGAAGACUUUACCUGGGACCAGGCUCUCUUGGUUAACAGAGCCGGACGCUUUUAGCAACUUUGACUAUAAUCCCAAGACGGACGAGUUCUUUUUUGACCGUCACCCCUCGGUGUUCGCCUAUGUGCUGAAUUAUUACAGGACGGGCAAGCUACAUUGCCCGGCGGAUGUGUGUGGCCCUCUGUUUGAGGAAGAGUUGGCCUUCUGGGGAAUUGAUGAGACGGAUGUGGAGGCAUGCUGCUGGAUGAACUACAGGCAGCACCGAGACGCGGAGGAGGCACUGGACAGCUUCGAGACCCCGGAACCUGACGAUGAGGAAGACGGAGAUCUCAAGAGACUGUGCUUGCAGGAGGACUCGAACAGGAAACUGGGCUGGUGGAAGAAACUCCAGCCCAAGGUCUGGGCUCUUUUCGAGGACCCCUACUCAUCCAAAGCUGCACGGUACGUGGCGUUUGCAUCACUGUUCUUCAUUUUGAUAUCCAUCACUACGUUUUGCCUUGAGACCCACGAAGCGUUCAACCACAAGGUAAACAGAACCGAGAUGGUCACCACGGGGAAUGUCACCAGUGUGGUGGAGGAUGUGGAGAUUGAGACCGAGGCCUUCCUCACCUAUGUGGAGGGCAUGUGCGUCAUCUGGUUCACCUUUGAGUUCCUGAUGCGCAUCAUGUUCUGCCCGGACAAGAAGGAGUUCAUCAAGAACACCCUCAAUAUCAUUGACUUUGUGGCCAUCCUUCCUUUCUACCUGGAGGUUGGCCUGAGUGGACUCUCGUCCAAGGCUGCCAAGGACGUCCUGGGCUUCCUGCGUGUCGUGCGCUUUGUUCGAAUUCUCCGCAUCUUCAAGCUCACCCGCCAUUUCAUCGGCCUGAGGGUCCUGGGCCACACGCUGAGGGCGAGCACCAAUGAGUUCCUCCUGCUCAUCAUCUUCCUUGCGCUCGGGGUCCUGAUCUUCGCCACCAUGAUCUACUACGCAGAGAGGAUAGGGGCUGAUCCUGAAGACAUAACGGGUAGCAAACAUACCAGAUUCAAGAACAUCCCCAUUGGCUUCUGGUGGGCCGUGGUCACCAUGACAACGCUGGGCUACGGGGAUAUGUAUCCGGAGACCUGGUCUGGGAUGUUGGUGGGAGCUCUUUGUGCGUUGGCUGGUGUGCUAACCAUUGCUAUGCCUGUCCCUGUUAUUGUCAAUAACUUUGGCAUGUACUAUUCCUUGGCCAUGGCCAAGCAGAAGUUACCAAAGAAGAAAAAUAAACACAUCCCCCGAGCUCCUCAGCCGGGGUCUCCCAACUACUGCAAGCCUGACAUCAAGUCCCCCCAGAGGAGUGCCCAGGGUGAUUCCUGCCCUCUAGCUCAGGAGGAGAUCAUUGAAAUAAACAGGGCAGAUCCAAAGCAAAAUGGGGACGCUGCCAAUGCUGCUUUGGCCAAUGAGGACUGUCCGACCAUUGAUCAGGCCCUAUCACCGGAGGAGAACCAGCCCGUGACGCCUGGAGGGAGGGAGAAGUACGCCCGGGACAGAGCCUGCUUCCUGCUGACCACCGGGGACUUCGAACACUCUCCUGAUGGAAGUAUCCGCAAAGGUUAUGAAAAGUCGAGAAGCCUAAACAACAUAUCUGGCAUGAGUGAGAAUACACUGCGACUGUCUCCUGUCACCACGCCAUUCAACUCGCCUUGCCCUUUGAGGCGACCUCAAUCACCCAUUCCAUCCAUACUGUAGCAUCGAUACAAAAGAGUGGGAAAUAUUUUUUUAGAAAAAUAUAUCUGUGUGUGUGUAUGUAUCUAUAUCUAUAUAGAUAUAUAUGGAUAUAUUUAUAUAUAUAUAUAUAUCUAGGACUAUUUAAAAUCAUUUAAAAGGAAUUUUCAAAAAACAAGAGACCAUUGCUAGAACAAUAGGCUGCAUAUACCAAAUGACUGUUGAAGAAUCUGCUUUCUACUGACAAGUGGUAAAUUAAAGUGGUUCAAUUUGUGCCAUGCUGUUGGCUUAUUCAAGGACUAGCCCCAUUACCCCUCCCCCACGGACAAGAAGGUGGAAUUUUUCUAUAUUUUAAUCGAAUAGAUUAUCUCCACCACCCCCACAGAAAAUCGGAAAUGAGGUGGAAAGAGAGAUUGGCUUUCAUGGAACGGUGAACGUAGGGAAGAUGCAGAUUUUUUUCCAGGACCACUUGUGUGACUCUUGACUAAAUAAUUUUAAAUAAAAGUGUACACUCAGGAUAUACGGGCCGUACGGACAGUUUAAAAAAAAAAGACCCCCUCCCCACCAAAACACACACAUACGUACAAGGACUUGUUACUCAGACCAGAGCUGGGAUUUCUCUCCCCUCUCGUCCUCCCCCGCCUCUUCCUCGCAUUCUAAUGCAUGGAGCUCCAUUGCAAGCAAUAAGCAACUGAGAAACGUUUGCCUUGGUGCAUGUUGAACAAUUUACACAGAGAGAAAACAAAAAAAAAUCGAAAAAAAAAUUGUUUCCUUUUUUAAUAUAUAACAAAAAAGAAACGCAAGGUUCUGUCUGAAGUGGAGUGUUCAGCCCCCGCCGCUGCAUGUUUGUGAUGCAAGUGCGAGGUUGUGGUCAAAGCUGUCCCUUAGCGAUCUUUUGCUCUCUUCUCUACUCACAGAUAAUUAUAAGGACAGUCCAGUGAUUUCUAAAUACAUGCAACUGGAGGCCGUGACAGUCAACUAGUGACUCCCAUCCCCUUCUCUGCUGCAAAACCUUUUCCUUCCCCACCCACUCCCCUCCUUUCCGUCCUCUUGCUCUCCCACCCCAGAGUCCUUCCUGCUCUCUCUCUCUCUCUCCUCUCUCGCUGCUACUUCCCUCUCCAACCCAUCCCUCUCCAAUCCUUCCCCUCUCCCUCCCUCCUCCUCCUCCUCCGUCGCCUCUUUCCUGCUCGUCUCAUUCGCUCUCAAGCAGGGAAACUCUUUUCUAUUUAAAAAAAAAUCUAAACAAAAAAAGAUGGCUCCCUCUCCCAUCACCCCCUUCCAAAAAAACGCCCCCAACGAAAAAAAAUCCCUAAUUGCUGAUGACGGCACGGAAGAAGCAAAUGAUUGAAGAGGAAAAUCGAAGGACGUGGAGUUUUGUUGGAAAUCCAACGCAGGAGCUCAGAGGACACACCAAGGUGCGACUAUUGUGGUGGAAUGGAGACGAAACGUCUGGUCAGAAAUCUCCAAAUGGGGGGAAAAAAUGCUGUACGAGGGGGGGAGAAUCGAAAAAAAUAUAUAUAUUUAAAAGGUGCAUUUUUCUCUCUGCCUCAGCAUGACUUUGCAUGACGUACUGUAAGGAUUAUAUUUAAUGUCAUAUGCAAAAAAAGUUAUAUUUUCCUUCCAGAUUGCAAAACACGAUGAAAAAUAUGUGAAAAAAAACAAAAAAAAGAAUUUAAUCUAUCAUAUAAAACAGUAUUAUUGAAAGGAUGCAGCACUUUUUUUCUAUUUUUUAAUCAGAAUUAAUAUUAAAAGGCUUGUAUAUAAGAAAGAUGUCAUUAUUAGGUCAUAUUGACCGGUUCCCCCUCUGUUUUACUCUCCCACUCUCUGUCUGUCUUGCUUUGUUCCUCUCUCCCUGGCACGUUAAUUAAGUAAAUGGAGAGAUAUAAACAAUAUGUUAAGUGUUACGUUGCAGAUCCCAGUGAUGUCUGGAUUUGGAACCCAGGGUUUCACUUUGUCCCAAGAGUUUGCAACUGGACACUCUCCCAGUGAGGAUCAUCAGUUCUUCCGUCAUGCAGUCAGUGAGACUUCAGUCAAAAGCAUGUGGAAAAUCAUGAAAAUGGAGUGCUGAGAAGGGAUGGAGCUGGAGAUGUGACAAUCUGAGUUAUGUCAGCUAGAGCUCCUGCCAUUGGGUUGACCACUGCCCACGAAGACAGGAGCUUCCCAAAGAAUUCAUCUCCAUCAGGCUGCCCUGGGCAUUUAGGACUCAGUACAUUCUAUUGGUUCUUCUAUUGGUUGCGGGUUGCUAAGGGAACCAGGAGUCCUGUUUGCAUCCCACACUCCAAAUUACCGGCAAGGCUGUUAUUGAAGAAGCUUACCUGACUGCAGGCAGCUAAGUGCUGCUCGGGUUGGAUUGAGGACUCCUCUGUUCAUAAAGGUAGUGUGGAGACAACUUUGCUGAGUAAAGCUGGCCUAUUUUUUGAGGGAUCAGAACUGUCAGAACAGUCUCAGGUCAAUAACUUGGCAUUUCAAUCUCCAUUCCCCCCCCCCCCCCCCCGCCAAAAUCCUCAUUUUGCAAACUUACAACAUUUGAUGCUAAUAUUCAAAGUAUCAAAAGCUACAGAAUAUCAUAACUGAAGUAAAAUGUGUUGUACAGUGCAUUAAAGCCUCUGUCACUGUGCUGAUACUCAGCGACGUCUCCAUAGCUCAAUCCAACAGGACUCUGUAGACACACACUGUGCAGUGUAAUAUUGAGGCCGCCCACUCACUGGGGCAGUUGAUAGGGUGUGUGGUUAACUCAGUCUUCACGGCCAUCAGAACUGAGUUAGGAUUCAGCCAGAAAAUUGUCUUCUUCAUGUUGGGUGUGGUGGGGAGAAUGACAGUUGUGCUGCAGUGUUAACCACGUUUACACAUUCAGGAGUGCGUUUCCCCCCCCCCCCCCCUCCCCCACCCCCUCCUCUUUCCUCACACUCUCUGAGGGGACAGUUAUGAACACCCUUUAAUCCCCAGAAUGGACAAAACCCUCUCUCAAACACAUUUCUCUUUCUGUGCCAAUGUCCAAUCAAUGGAAGAACUACUUUCAGGGAAAUGGAGUGCCUUUCAAUUGAACUGUUCUGAUCGUUUGACCUUGUGGAAUUGCAUGGGCUUGAGAAAUGGAAGGGUCAGAUGAUCAGGUGGUGUUGCAUUUGUGUCAGGCAGGGCUAUUCCGCUGCCUGCUUGAAUUAUCACUACACUGAUAUUUUCACUGUAAAUUUGGUUACAGUAAAAUCAGGAACUUGAACCAGAGCAAUAUGUGCCACCCAUGCAGGCAACCCCACACACAUGCACGCACCCACACACGUGAACUGUGUACAUAUGCCCACACAAGCACAUACACACUAAUGCACACAAAUAUGCAUCAUCUGUCUUGCUUAAAAACACAAAUUCUCAUUCUAAUCUAUCAACCAGAAAUUCUGUUCCACUUUCACGUUUCGGUUCCUUUUUGUGAUCGAUUUAUAUAAUCUGGGGAGUCACAGCCAGCAGAGUAAAGUUUAACGCAGCCUAUUUGACAUUUGUUUUAAGAUAAGCAUUAACAUAUUUAUUACGGGCUAUAGCGGUUUCAAAUCCAAACUCCUAAUCAGAUUGUCAUUUCUAAUUCGAUUUGAUGUGAUUGGCUAUGAGGAGUUGCAAUGGCAAGAGAGAUUUGAGGAGAGAAUGUUUCCACGGGAACGUUCUGAUCCUUGGAAGAUGCAGACACUGACCGCUUUAAUGGAUCACGCCCACACCCUACUCUUCCCACUGUCCGAUCUCUCAGUCUCUUCCUUGAGACUCAUUUCUCCGUCUCCUGCUCAACAACCAUUCUUUGCUAAGACCUCAAAACCGUGGGAUACCUUAGCUCUCCCUGUCUUCUCUCCUUCCUACAAUCUUCCGGUUCCUGACACCAAAACUUGGCAUCACCAGUCGUUGUUGUCUUCCACUGUCCAGCUAUUUAUAAACUUUAUAUUGCACUGCAUUUUAGCUCCUUGUAUUUCCAGUUUUAAAAUAUUAAGUCAGCCCAAGCCGAUAGGAGUUCCAUCCUGCGUCCCGUAAAAUCAAUAAAUGGUAGAUUGGAAAUCUGCUGGAUUUCCAAAGUACAGCCAAUUGGUUAACGUGUAAUUAAAGAGGAAAUCUUGUAGCAUUUGAGUGGAAGAGUAGAGUUUUCCUUAUCUUAAUCGAUUGGGGGGUUACACAUCUGAUUAAGCAACCAAUUGGCCCCAAGAGGUUCAGAGGGAGAAUUGUAGCUCUCAACGGGCUUAAAGGUUGAUGCAGUAUUUAGCUUCUGCCAGCAGAUGCUACCAUCUCAUUGGAAACAUGAUGGAUUAUAGCAAGCAUUCAUACUUCAUCUUGAAUCUGUGUUGGUGUUCUGAACGCCUGGGAUCUGGGAAUUGGAACAGAUUUAUGGUAGACCCUCCCUCCAAAAACCAUGACACAUAUCCAUUUACAUGUUUGGUGCUGAUGAUUCUUUUCAUGAAAUGAUUGGGUCCCUUGCUUGCAAAGGCGAAUGGGUUCCGAUUUGGUACCAGUUUAUUAAAUUUAUUCUUUGAGGCUUAAACACAAAUUGGAUUCAAGCUCCUCUUCCCAGUAAGCUUCGGUAUUGGGAGGAGAGUUGACAAUUCCAGUUACAGGCGUUCCCUUGUGUUUUAUUCAGCUUAGUGCAGAGCUAUCACUUCAGCACAUUCCCCUAGCAGGAAAUCUGUCCGAGAGUAGAAAUAUCAAAAAUACAACGGUUUAAUCUCUUCUCAGAUGUGUCACCUUACAGUACCAUUUUGUCAAAUCUCCCCAUUCCCCACAGAGAUCGUACAUUUCCAAAAAUGCUACCUGCUCCUCCAGUUCCCUCCCUUUGCCACUGAAGGCCAUUCCCACUGUCACAAUAAUGAUGCCCUUUUGGGUUUGGUCCUUUGAGCCCCUCAUGAUUUGGCCUUCUGUUCAGAUACCCUCUAGGAGUACUUGGGCUUGCCCAUUCCUUUGCACUCCCUCCCCCAUCCCUUGUUGCUCCGCGGGGUCAUCACUCAAGCCCACUAAGGUGGCUCCCUCCCGCUACGGUGAGGCGUGCACCAUCCUAAAAACAGUGGGAGAACUUGGGAUGAAGAGAGAUAGCGAAAGGCCUCCACUCUGGAAAGACAGACACUGUGCGAAUACUCUCCAGGUUCAUGAAUUGACAAUGGCCAUUUGCAGCCGACAUAGUCAACACUGGUGAAAUGAACCUGAAUUCUGAAUUAUAAAGGUUCUGAAUUAUUGAACAAUGAGAAACAUCACCAGCAAUGGAUCUGCAGUAACACUCAACCAGUUUGGCCUUGCUGAAUUUUGCUCUGAAAUAUUUAUGCAUUUUUGAAUCUUUUUGAUCCCUUUUUGAAUGUUUCUUUCCUUUAAGCAUGCCUGUGGUCGGUCAGACUCCACCCUCCCCCUUAAACCUAUGAGAUUGAAAGGGAAAGAAAUUACUUUAAAGUCUUUCUGUUCUUUGCCCUGAAGCUUUCUUGCAAUGGGUGUUGUAGAUGUGCUGAGGGGGUGCUGGGCACUAUGGGCGCCAGGUCUGUCACUGAUUGGAUCACUGGCACGAGGUUGAUAACCCGGGAUUGGUGAAGUGGGGAUGAAGUACUCUGGGCAACGGAUAAUGGACUUGGUGCAAACUCUAGGGGUAAUGAGGCCAGAACUCUGAUAUUUCCACCAGCAUUCUGGCUGUAUUGUGUGAGUGGAAAUCCAAACCCAUUUUGAGGUUUUGAAUGACCAUUUAACGUCCCCUCCCCCACCUCCAUCUCUCCCUAACCCAACCUCUUAUUCUGUGGAGCGGAGGCUAUAAAGGAAUGGGAGCUCCACCUGUCAAGUGGCUGACCCGACAUGACUCAUCGAAAGUAGCAUGGGAAAGACGUGGCGGGGAGCCAUCUUGAUGGCCUGAUCACAGGAGCGAUAAGUAUCACGUGGGCUGGGGAGACAGAAGAGGAGAAAGGGCAGGAGGUGAAUGGGAGGGCUGGUGGAGCUGAAUUGGUGGGGUUGGGGGCUGGGAAGGAUUUUCACAUCAAACCUAAACCAACAGAUGGCAAAGGUGACCUGAGACACCCUGAGCUAUGCCGUGUGUCUGCAACCCAAAACCAGGUCAACACUUAAACAAAAGGCAACUCUCUCAUUAAAUGAUGUUCAUUGGGUCAUUGACGCCACUCUGUGAUGUGGCUCAGACACAAAGGGGACAGCUCAGGAGGCCCUGAGGAACCUUCGUGAGGAGGGCAAUGGGGGUAGGGGAAGUUGGGGCAUGGCGGGGAGAGGGUGCUGUUGAGACUUGGAGGGCAGAAGGGAUGGGCUCUCAGUUACACGUUAGUAACGUCAGAGGGGGAUUUACUGGAAAUGGCCAUAUAUUAGUGGGUUCGUGAAACUGAGAAAGGGCGAAACAUUAUGUUUCAACUGGUUUCACACGCGGGGAGUGGAGGCAGUCUUACCCACACUGGUACCCCCCUCUCCCUCCUCCUCCACCUUUCCCCUCUCUGUAUUCCCCUCCUCCCUAGACCCUCUUCUGUACUGCCCUCAUCCCUACACCCCCUGUACACACCUCCACUUCCCCACUCUGUACACCCCUCUGUACUCCCCCCUACUUCACCCUCU
Molecule: messenger RNA, 9471 nt
Organism: Chiloscyllium plagiosum (whitespotted bambooshark)
Lineage: Eukaryota; Metazoa; Chordata; Chondrichthyes; Orectolobiformes; Hemiscylliidae
Product: voltage-gated potassium channel KCNC1-like
Biological process (GO): potassium ion transmembrane transport; protein homooligomerization; action potential
Cellular component (GO): neuronal cell body membrane; dendrite membrane; axon terminus
Molecular function (GO): protein binding; delayed rectifier potassium channel activity
Source: RefSeq, a predicted model, not a curated record